AUGGCUGUUCCCUCCUCCCCAGCAACUUUAAAACAGAAGGGUACGUUCAAAGAACACAAUGGUCUUUACCGUUCAAACUCUGGCAAAGACUUCUGUAAGGGAUCCACCAUGAGGAGAUCCUAUUCAGAUAACCACCUCUGUUAUUCCAAUAACCACAUCCGGGCUGCAUCAACACAACCAAAGCUAAAAAGCAGCCAUUCGGUUGGGAUUUUCCCAUUUCAAAUCUCUACCUCCAUAUUCCCAGCAUCACUUCGAUCGUUUCUGUUUGACCCUCAGACAAGCAAAGACAUGAACAUUGCCAAGGACGGAGCUGAGAGUUCAUCAGAGAAGGAUGAGAAUAUAGUCGGCAGUUCAGACAAGGGCAGUGCUAGCAAUGAACUAGGAGAGGUAAAGAGAGCAAAUUGGGUGCAGCAAAUUUAUGAGAUCAGAAGUCAUUGGCAGAAUAGGCAACAGAGCGAGGACCUAUAUGGAGAAGAGUUAUCUGAUGCCGAUGAAAAUGGUGAUAGUAAUUGUGAGGGUGGUUGCAUGGUAGACUAUAACUCAGACGAAGGAGGAGGAGAAAUAAAAUACAAUCAAGAAACAUUUUUAAGAUUUCUGGCUCCAGUUGCCUGGUCUGAUAUCAAGCUUUUCUCAAAGCUGGCAUUCUUGUGCAAUAUGGCUUAUGUUAUACCAGAAAUUAAGGCCAUCGAUUUGAGGAGAUAUUACGGCCUACACUUCGUAACAUCUUCUUUAGAGAAGAAAGCGGAGGCUGCUGCCCUGAAAGCUGCAGCCACGAAAGAGAAGCUUGAUCAGAACUAUACUCAAGUACCUGCAGCUGCCCUUGAAGUUCCCAAAUCCAACUCAGAGAACAAUGAGGAACCUGAGCAGAAGCACCCAAUCCGCUCAUCUCUUGCUUAUGGGAUUGCUGCCUCAGCUGCAUCUUAUGUCCAGUCACAUGCACAAGGCCUUCUUUCUCAUGGCACUCAACCUCAGCAGGAAGGCAAUUGUACUGAUUCAAGCAGUACUAGAAACCAACCAAACAAGGACAGAGACCAACCAGUCAGAGAUGGCGACAGAUCUCCACGAGUAUAUAAAUCAGAGGUGGCUGCUUAUGUUGCAGCAUCGACUAUGACGGCAGUGGUUGCAGCUGGGGAGAAGGAAAAACAGGAGGCAGCAAGGGACCUACAAUCACUUAACUCGGCACCUUGUGAAUGGUUUGUUUGUGAUGACGUAGGCACAUAUACACGCUGCUUUGUGAUUCAGGGAUCUGACUCCCUUGCAUCUUGGCAGGCAAACCUCCUAUUUGAACCUGCUAAAUUUGAGGGUACAGAUGUGCUUGUUCACAGAGGGAUUUACGAAGCAGCAAAGGGAAUAUAUGAACAGUUCAUGCCAGAAAUAUUGGAACAUUUGAAAAAAUAUGGAGAGCGUGCUAAGCUUCAAUUUACUGGCCAUUCUCUUGGUGGUAGCCUCUCUCUUUUAGUCCACUUGAUGCUUGUAACCAGGAAGAUUGUCAAGCCCUCCACCCUUAGGCCGGUAGUCACUUUUGGCUCCCCAUUCGUGUUCUGUGGAGGCCAAAAGAUCCUUGAUUAUUUGGGGAUAGAUGAAAACCAUGUACAUGGUGUAGUUAUGCAUAGAGAUAUUGUCCCAAGAGCUUUCUCCUGCAACUACCCCAACCAUGUGGCACUAGUCCUCAAGCGAUUAAAUGGCCCCUUCCAGUCACACCCUUGUCUGACUAAGAACAAAUUUUUGUAUGCUCCACUUGGGAAAUUAUUCAUACUCCAACCUGAUGAGAAGUCAUCUCCUCCACACCCUUUACUCCCUCCAGGAAGUGCACUGUAUGCUUUUGAUAAAACCCAAUAUGGCUUCUCUGCAAGUGCCAUGAAGGCAUUCCUGAAUUGUCCCCACCCACUGGAAACUCUUAGCGAUCCUACAGCCUAUGGCUCAAAAGGUACAAUUUUAAGAGACCAUGACUCAAGUAACUACCUAAAGGCAGUGAACAAAGUUCUAAGGCAAAAUUCAAAGAUGGUUGGUUGGAAAGUACAACAAUGGGGGAAUCAAUUGUGGCCAUUGCUUGCCUCACCAUCUCCACACUUAUGGAACCAUGAAAACACUUUGGAAAGAAGUAUGUUAGCCAAGAAGGCCAUGACUGGUGUGUGA
Dovyalis caffra is the source of this 2136-nucleotide messenger RNA. Lineage: Eukaryota; Viridiplantae; Streptophyta; Magnoliopsida; Malpighiales; Salicaceae. The record is from the annotation of a GenBank genome assembly.